Ailuropoda melanoleuca (giant panda) is the source of this 1953-nucleotide messenger RNA. It is a transcript of the gene PARM1, whose product is annotated as prostate androgen-regulated mucin-like protein 1. The record is from RefSeq and is a predicted model, not a curated record. The transcript has 5 exons. Gene Ontology annotation, cellular component: early endosome; late endosome; Golgi apparatus. Bases 389 to 1381 code for a protein of 330 amino acids. NCBI's taxonomy places the organism in Eukaryota, Metazoa, Chordata, Mammalia, Carnivora, Ursidae.
GUUUGGCGGGGGCCGGCGCGGCAGCAGAGGCGGCCCGGGCUCGGGCGGCGGGGAUGGAGCAGAAGCGCGCCGGGCGCGGGAGGACACGCAGCUGACGGAGCAGCGCCGCGUUUGCCUCGCUUCUCCGCCCGCCGCCGGAGCAGCCCGAGCCGCGCGGGCCGAGCGCGCAGAGCCGCCCUCGCUUUCCGCCUCCCACGGCCGCCUGCCCGGCGGAGCAAGAGCCGUACGCGCUCCCAGAGCUCGGUCAGUCCCGGAGGUUGGCACCGCACACCAGGGUACCAUGGUCUGCAAGACUCUCUUCGCUCUCUGCAUCUUCACGGCAGGGAAUGUGUUCACGUCUUGACUCAUCGCACCAGCAAGCCUAUAGACCUGGUAUCACUGUGCAUAAAUGCGAAAGCAGACCUCACAACCUCUGGGGCAGGGAACGGCCAGUCCAUCAGCUCCGCACUCACCAACCACGGCUUCCCCACCCUCAGCACACGCCCUGGGCAUCCCCGCAGGACUGAGGGUGCAGAGCCUGCCUACUGCAGCCCCCUGGCCUGUUUCUCUUCCGGCAACCGCUGUCCCUUCCACGGCCAUCUGGACGAGCUCUCCACAAAGCCCUCCUGCCUCCCCGACCAGGGGCACGCCCUGCAACUCGGUCUUCCCAGUUGCAGCCUCGGCCCCAGCACCUACAGCCCCCAAGAACAUUUCCACAGAGCACAGAGAAGAGGAGCCGAGCAGCCCAGCCUCUCACUGGGAAGGCACGGGCACAGAGCCCUCACCAACUAGCGGUGGGGUGCCCUUAACAGCCGCCCCCUCAGAACACAGCGCAGGCACUCCGGAGGAGGCAAGCCGGCCGCCGACAGGGUCCCAGCCCCCCUCUGAGGCCCCCGCCGAGUCUCCCACCCUCAGCUCCCCUCAGGCUCCAGCCUCAUCACCCCCACCCCUAUCAACCUCACCCCCGGAGGUUUCUUCCGCCUCCUCCGCCAGCACCAAUCACAGCUCUGCUGAGACCAGCACCAAGCCCACGGGAGCCCCAACCACCCCAGAGUCCCCAACAGAAGAGCACGGCUCUGCCCACACACCCACUUCCCAUGCCACAGACGAGCCGGUGGCCACACAGACAACACCCCAAGCAACAGUGCCAGCCAAAGUGACCUGCGUGAUGAUGGACAUCGAGACCACUGCCUCCCCCGGGGUGAUCAUGCAGGAAGUGGAGCACGCGCUAAGCUCAGGCAGCAUCGCCGCCAUUACGGUGACAGUCAUUGCUGUGGUGUUGUUGGUGUUUGGAGUUGCAGCAUAUCUGAAGAUCAGGCACUCCUCCUACGGAAGGCUUCUGGAUGAUCAUGACUACGGAUCCUGGGGAAACUACAACAACCCUCUGUACGACGACUCCUAACGAAGGAAUGUGGCCAGGACGAGGGAGAACUGUUGUUUAUUUAUAAGUGCUUUCCCAGUAGAAUUAAUACGAGUACCUGACACACAUCGAGCGACAAUCUCUUAAGUCCUGUUUCGUUGGUUUGGUUGUUUUGUUUUCCGCCCUCUCCUCUGGCUGCUAUAACUUCCCCUUUCUGGUACAAAAAGAAUCAUUGUUUAAAGGUGAGUGGGGGCUUCUUUGCAGCUGAAAAGGGCCAACCUGGAGCUGGAGCUGGAGCUGGAGCCGCACGCCGCCCACCGUGGUAGAAGCUUCUGUACCCACCGCAGGAUGCACCGUAAGAGGGACUGGAGGCCAGGGAUUGAGUUCUUCCGUCGGGGAGGGGGGUUACUUUUAGGGGAACUUUUUGUUUGUGGUAUUUCUUAAACUUUUUCUUUAGGAAAUUACAUACAUUACAUCUCCAUGAAAUGAGGGAAAGGAGAUGAGUACUGGGAGAAUUUCACCCUGCAGGUGAGGAAGCAGGCGCUGCUUGGAUUCCUUUUUAAUCUCUGUUUUUACCUGGUUGUAUCACAGGAUGCCUGCUUGGCUCCGUGAGC